UGAUUUGACCUUUGACAUAAUUUACGCGCGAAGUUUCGACAGGAGUUUUUGUGUCGCUCAGGAGAAGAGUCAACAGUAGAGGUUGAAAAUGGCACCUCUAAAAGUCGGCCUGUGUCCUGCACUGACCGUGGAAGUACUGAAUUCUCUCCUGAAUGCGGGUGUCAGAACAGUGUCAGAAUUUGUCUGUAUGGACUUAGAGUUGAUGAUGACAAAGUGCGGCUGUGUGUCAUACAAGGACCUAGUGGCAAUCCGUAAGGUUCUCCUGGUGCAGUACUCAGCUUUUCCAGUAGGGGGCAGCAGCUGGUAUGAAGAGAUUCUGUCAACUACAGCAAUCCUUAGUACAGGGAACUCCAGACUGGAUGAUAUGCUGGAUGGUGGAAUCUUCACAGGGGCGUUGACUGAACUUAUUGGAGCUCCAGGAAGUGGCAAGACGCAGAUCUGCAUGAGUCUAGCGGUCCAUGCUGCGUCCAGACUGGAGCAGAAUGUCCUGUAUGUGGACACUACAGGGGACUGCAGUGGACAAAGGUUACAGGACAUACUGUACUACUCUACAGGCGACAGGGAGAGUUCAACAUUGUCCAGAAUAGGGUUCAGGAGAAUCUUUGACCCCUGGCAACUUCUGGAUUUACUGCAGAAAACAAAGGCUGCUAUUAGCAAACAGAGUGACCUGUUCUACUCCCAGUUGAAGCUGCUGAUAGUGGACUCUGUUGCAGCUGUUAUUUCUCCUACACUUGGAGGUCAGCAAACAGAAGGUCAUGCUAUUCUGUUGAACAUUUCCAGGCAGCUAAAAGUCUUGUCUAGUGAGCAUGCUAUUGCUGUUCUGAUGACCAACAAUGUUGUUCAAGGUGAGUUGAGUGAGCCGUGGCCUGGUCUGGGUCGGUCCUGGCAGCACAUCCCCGACACCAGACUGUUAGUACAGGGGACAGACAGUCCUGAACCUCAGGACAGACACAUCAGUGUGAUGAAAAGUCCACGGCUGCCAAGGGGCCUGUCUACAACCCUGAGACUGUCAGCAGCAGGGAUUCUGGAUCUUCACACACACACAAGCCAUGAGACACAGGGACAGGCGGGACAGUCAACAUGGAAGACAUGAUCAGUGUUGUACUUCUUAGGUCAUGGUCUGACAUUAUGAUACCACACACUUACCAACUCAAAACAAGAAUUCUAAGAUUUCAUACCUCCGCGUUAUCAUAAGUUUGUGUCAGUCAUUGUACCUGCUACAAUCGUUGUGCAAUAAAGUUUGAUUGAAUAGAAUAUUCCAAUCACUACAUUGUAUUAUGAACUAGUCAAGAGCAUUUUGUAAUUGAUUAUGCAAAUAAGGUUCUUGUUUAUAUAGAUAUCUUUUUAUACCCUGAAAUUAAAUCUAUGUCAUACAUAUCAAAUUCCUAUUGUGGAAAAACACUGGCAUUACUAGCUUGAUUUCCUCACAGAAUAUUCAGUCACAUAACUUGUAUUAUCUCAUAGUAUGGAUUUCUGACCUAUAUGUGCAAAGUCAUAAAAAUUCA
Messenger RNA from Branchiostoma belcheri (Belcher's lancelet), 1505 nucleotides. Its product is annotated as DNA repair protein RAD51 homolog 4-like. The record is from RefSeq and is a predicted model, not a curated record. Gene Ontology annotation, cellular component: replication fork; Rad51B-Rad51C-Rad51D-XRCC2 complex; centrosome. Gene Ontology annotation, biological process: telomere maintenance; reciprocal meiotic recombination; DNA strand invasion. Lineage: Eukaryota; Metazoa; Chordata; Leptocardii; Amphioxiformes; Branchiostomatidae. The transcript is spliced from 10 exons. Gene Ontology annotation, molecular function: four-way junction DNA binding; single-stranded DNA binding; ATP hydrolysis activity. Bases 89 to 1093 code for a protein of 334 amino acids.